AUGUUAUUUUCAUUAGGUGAUCAAAUAUAUUAUGAAUGGUUAAGUGACGGAGUUUUACGAUCAAAAAUGGAAAAUUAUAUAAUUAUUAUUAAAUCAAUUGAAUAUCCUCCACUUCUUAUUGAUCCAUUUGGACAGUAUGAUCAAUGGAUGGAAAAAUAUUAUAAUCUUCAAAAAAUUCAUUUUGAUAAUCAAUCAAAACAUGAUGUUGUAAUGUCAAUUGAACAAUCAUUUUUAUCUGGUUCAAAAAUUUAUAUAAAAAAUUGUAAUACAUUAGAUAGUCUUCUUUAUCCAUUAGCACAAUGA
Adineta steineri is the source of this 303-nucleotide messenger RNA. Lineage: Eukaryota; Metazoa; Rotifera; Eurotatoria; Adinetida; Adinetidae. The record is from the annotation of a GenBank genome assembly.